UUGUCCUUUUUCUCUCACACUGUUACGCCUCCUUAUGCCUUUCAGUUUGUCUACUGGAAUAACCAAGUGGCCAGUCAUGUGCAGGUGCGUGGUACGGUGCCACUUUUUUGGGAGCAACCCGGCAUUCAAGUGGGUUCGCACAAGAUCAAACUUUCGCGCCUUCCCGAAACUUCCCUGCCCGCCUUCCAACGACAUUUUGCUGACAUUCUUUCACGUUACGGCGAGACGGUUAUCAUCAACCUACUGGGCUCUAAAGAGGGCGAGGGCCAGCUGAGUGCAGCUUAUCACGAUCACCUAAAAAUGUCCGAAUUUUCGGGCUCGAUCGCAUAUCACCAUUUUGACUACCAUGCCAAAGUAACCUCGCAGAAUUUUGAAAGCCUCCAGGCUUUUCUGGCCAAGUUGGAACCCCAACUACAUGCAUGGGACUUUUUCCACAUGAACGGCUCUGAAGUAAAACGCAUGCAAAAGGGCGUGGUA
Dibothriocephalus latus is the source of this 477-nucleotide messenger RNA. The record is from the annotation of a GenBank genome assembly. Lineage: Eukaryota; Metazoa; Platyhelminthes; Cestoda; Diphyllobothriidea; Diphyllobothriidae.